Rhinopithecus roxellana (golden snub-nosed monkey) is the source of this 1390-nucleotide messenger RNA. RefSeq names its product MARCO like (gene MARCOL). Lineage: Eukaryota; Metazoa; Chordata; Mammalia; Primates; Cercopithecidae. The transcript is spliced from 4 exons. The coding region runs from base 23 to 1390 and encodes 455 amino acids. Gene Ontology annotation, molecular function: protein binding. The record is from RefSeq and is a predicted model, not a curated record.
GUCUGAAACAACUGGCGGUACCAUGAGGGCUUUCAUUUUCUCUCUCUUCAUGCUCCUGGCCAUGUUCUCAGCAUCUUCAACCCAGAUUUCAAACACCACUGUUUUCAAACUAGAAGAGAAUUCAGAACCUGCACUUAUUCUGGAGAAAAAAAAUGAAGCUAACCAUCUAGGAGGACAAAGGGAUUCUAAUGAGCAAGGAGGUAGUUAUACACAAGGAAAUCCGGAAACAUUUAGUCUUCAAGGACAACCAGGAUAUUUUAACAAGCUAGAGAAACCAAGAAACUUUAAGCCAGGGAGAGCAGGAGUUUUAAACCAGCCUGAGAUUUUAAAGAAUUCAGGAAAAUCUAACCAAAAAGGGAAUCCAGAAUCUUCUAAUAUGCAGGAAAAAUCAGGAUCUUCUAGCCAACUAGGGAAACCAGGGUUUUCUACCCAACAGGGAAAUCCAGGGUCAUCUGGCCAACAAGGGAAACCAGGGUCAUUUAGCCGGAAAGUGAUGGUGGGGUCAUCUAGCCAACAGGGGAAGCCAGGAUCAUCUAGCCAACAAGGGAAUCUAGGGUCAUCUACCCAGAAAGGGAAUUUAGGAUCUUCUAGCCUACAAGGGCAUCUGGGUUUAUCUAGCCAUCAAGAGAAGCCAGAAUCAUCUGACCAGCAAGGGAAGCCAGGCCAACAGGGGAAGCCAGGGUCGUCUAACCAACAAGGAAAUCUAGGAUCUUCUGGCCAACAGGGGAAGCCAGGAUCUUCUAGCCAACAGGGGAAGCCAGGGGCAUCUAGUCAACAAGGGAAGCCAGGGUCAUCUAGCCAACAAGGAAAUCUACAUUUAUCUAGCCAACAAGGGAAUCAAGGACCUUCUAGCAAACAGGGGAAGGCAGGGUUAUCCAGACAUCAAGGAAAUCUAGGAUUAUCUAGCCAGCAAGGGAAUAUAGGAUCUUCUAGCCAACAGGGAAAGCCAGAGUCUUCUAGCCAACAAGGGAAUCUAGGGUCAUCUAGUCAUCAAGGGAAGCCAGGGGCAUCUAGUCAACAAGGGAAGCCAGGGGCAUCUAGUCAACAAGGGAAGCCAGGGGCAUCUAGCCAGCAAGGAGAUCUAGAAUCUUCUAAGCAUCAGGGGAAGCCAGGGUCAUCUAACCAGCAAGGAGAUCUGGGAUCUUGUAGGCAUCAGGGGAAACCAGGGUCAUCUAGCCAACAAAGAAAAUUGAGGUCACUUUACAACCAACGACAAAGAAAAAAUAUCGACAACACUUUCGAUGGCAAUAUAAUGGACUUUCAGACUGGCAGUGCCAGCAGCAAAAAGUCAAUUAGAAAAACAAAAUGUCAAUCUGUCUACAAACCAGUCUGUGGUUCUGAUGGAAAAACCUAUGGUAACCACUGCAUACUUAAAGAAGCAAAGUGGUAA